GACAUGAGGGAUGAUCAGCAAGCUAUUAGUUUGGAGCAGGUUAUGUUGCCCAUAAUGCAACAAUUCAGGGAGAUCGAAACAUGUAUUGAGUGCUCUGCGUACAAACUAAUUCAGAUCUUAUGCCAUUAUCUCCAACAACCUGAAGCCGACGACUACUUGCAGGUUUCUGAAGUUUUCUACUACGGACAAAAGACUGUUCUGCACCCAACUGCUCCACUGUUUGAUCAGGAAGCUCAAACUUUAAGACCAAGAUGUGUGAGAGCUUUGAAACGAAUUUUCAUUCUUUGCGACCAUGAUAGGGAUGGAGCCCUUAACGAUUUUGGAUAACUUUCAGGUUUUAUAUUUUGGAAAAAUUUAAAACAUUACUUCAACAAUUGCUCUCUUUUUACGAAAAACACUCCAGCUGCCCUUACUUGCACAAUCUUAUUUUACAAUUAAUAUGUAGAUGGAUUUUUAAAUUGAUGACUUGAAAAAAAAUCUCUUCUUUUAGUUUUCAUAAAAAACUUAUUUACUUAUUCCUCCAACUCAAAUAUCAAUUACGUGUCUCCCAAUUAGGUCUUGUUCUUUUCGGUUGGAAUUCUAAAGUUGGAUCUUUGAAAAGUUGGAAGAUGUUCAAAAAAACUAGAAAAAGUUAGAAAGUGUUGGAAAAAAUAAAUGUUAAAAGAUUGUGCAAGUGAGGUGGUUUGUGGAGUGGUUGUAUAAAAAGAGAGCAAUUGUGGGAGUAAUGGUGUAAUUAAUUGAUUUUCGGAGUAUUAUUGUACAAUCAAAGAUUUUUUGAAGUAUUGUUGUAAAUUAUUCCUUAUAUUUUAGCCCUUUUCUAUGUAUGCUGGCUUUCUUGCUUUAUACUCCGUAAUAGAUAAUGAGUUGGAGCUCAUGAAUUCUGCUUUUGUUGGGUGAUUCUUUUGGUGGGGAAAAUUGCAUAGGUCAAAUGUUUCAAUGCUCCAUUGCAACCUUCAGAAAUAAUGGGGGUUAAGAAAGUGGUGCAAGAUCAAAUGCCCGAAGGAGUCAACAGUCGUGGCCUUACGUUGACAGGUUUUCUCUU
Molecule: messenger RNA, 1042 nt
Organism: Cuscuta campestris
Lineage: Eukaryota; Viridiplantae; Streptophyta; Magnoliopsida; Solanales; Convolvulaceae
Source: the annotation of a GenBank genome assembly